AUGUUGGCCGAACCGAAUUACCAGGAUAUCUCGUUGUCGAGGGAAAUCGGGUUCAUGGUUCUUAUGUGUUUGUCCCAAUUACUUACCCAAGCUGCCGUGUCACAAACCAUGAUUUCCGCUGAUUACAUUGCACCCACAUUUGGAGUUAGUGGUAGCCCAGGUGAAAUUUCGUGGUUUUCUGCUUCCUUUUCAUUGACCGUGGGGACAUUUAUUCUUAUAUCUGGCAGGCUCGGCGACAUGUAUGGAUACAAGUUGUUGUACAUCGUAGGCUACAUUUGGUUCGCUGUAUUUUCGUUGGCUACCGGGUUUGCCGGAUUUGGCUCGUCAAGCGUAUUGUUCAACGUCAUGAGAGCUUUGCAAGGAAUUGGCCCAGCUAUCAUGAUGCCCAACUCCCAAGCUUUGAUCAGUAGCUUUUACCCCAACACCUUCAGAAAAUCAAUCUGUAUGUGUUUAUUCGGUGCUGUAGCUCCAAGUGGUUUCACUUUAGGUGCCUUCUUCAGUGCCAUCUUUGCCCAGUUCUCGUGGUGGCCCUGGACUUUCUGGGUUUGUGGAAUUGUCAGUUUCUUUGUUGCCAUAUGUGCUUACUUCGUUAUUCCAAAUAAGAUCGGGACCAGGUCGAGUGUUUCUUUUGACUUUUAUGGUUCUACUGCUGGAGUUGCAGGUAUGGUGUUAAUUAACUUUGCCUGGAAUCAAGGUCCUGUAGUUGGUUGGGACAAGCCAUAUGUGUAUCUGAUGUUAAUUGUUGGUAUCUUCUGUAUCAUUGGAUUCCUCUUUAUUGAAAAGAAAGUCAAAGAUCCAUUAAUUUCACAGGAAGUAUUGAAGGGCGAAACUGGAGCUGUUUUAUGUUGUAUUGCAGCUGGUUGGUCUACGUUUGGAAUCUGGUUGUUCUAUUACUUCAGAUGGUCAAUGCUUGUUGAUGGUGACACGCCCAUUCUUUCCGUUACUAAGAGUUUAGUUGUUAUCUUUCCAGGCUUCAUUGCUGCUCUUUCGACUGGAUACUUGGUACAUAGAAUACCUUCUUCUUUCAUAUUGCUUAUAGCAAUGCUUGCCUUUUUCACAGGUAUUGUAUUGAUGGGCACCAGACCUGUUGGUCAGAUCUACUGGUCUCAGAAGUUCGUGAGUCUAAUUAUCGAGCCAUUCGGUAUGGACAUGUCCUUCCCAGCUGCAUGUAUCAUUCUCAGUGGAGCCUUGCCAGCCGCACAACAGGGUAUGGCAGGUUCUUUAGUUUCAACAUUUGUGAACUAUUCCAUUUCAAUUGGUUUGGGCAUAGCUGGAACGGUUGAAUAUUACGUUACCAAGAAUAUGGAACCUUCGCUAGAUACUACAGUCUACGGCAUGCGGCGUGCCUUCCAAAUGGGUUAUGGUUUGGCCGGACUUGGAGUCUUGAUAGCUUGCUCUUUCGUGUACAUUCAACUUGUACAAAGAAGAAAGGAAGCAAACCAAGAGAGUGUAGGAAAGAACCUGCUUGGCUGA
Messenger RNA from Scheffersomyces stipitis CBS 6054, 1473 nucleotides. RefSeq lists its product as uncharacterized. Lineage: Eukaryota; Fungi; Ascomycota; Pichiomycetes; Serinales; Debaryomycetaceae. The transcript has a single exon. The coding region runs from base 1 to 1473 and encodes 490 amino acids. The record is from RefSeq and is a predicted model, not a curated record. Gene Ontology annotation, cellular component: membrane. Gene Ontology annotation, molecular function: transmembrane transporter activity. Gene Ontology annotation, biological process: transmembrane transport.